GCGACCCCGUUUUCUUCCUCCUUCACCAUUUUCGAUCAUCACAGUGAUAGAUCUCAUCUGAAUUUUACAGUAACAAUGGAAGGUGAAUUACCAAGCGUAAAGAAAUGGAUUGUGUUGUAUCCUGUUUAUAUAAAUUCCAAAAAGACUGUAGCUGAAGGAAGACGAAUCGGCAUCUCCAAAUCAUGUGAAAACCCUACUUGUGCAGAAAUUGGGGAUUGCUGCAGUUAUCUUAAACUUCCUUUUGCGAUCGAGAUAGAUAAGGCUUACCCUCGUGAUUUCAUGCAAAGAGGGCGAGUUAGGGUUUUGCUGAAAAAGGAAGAUGGAACUCUCAUUAAUCCAUCAAUUUCUUCCAGAAAGCAACUAAUGUUGUGCAUUGCCGAGAUGGUCCCUAGACAUCAUGGAAGAACCAAGAAGCAGGAGGCCGCAUCAGCAUCAACUGCAACUGCUGGACCUUCCAACAAAUCUGGGAAAGGUGGGAAAAAAAGAAGAUAAUUAUGUGUUUGAAACUUUGUCUUCACAUUUUGAUACCAGUGUCUUUCCGGGUAUAUUAAUCAUUACAGUUGGAAAUGUUUAUCCUAAUUUGAUUGAAAAUUUACCAUUCGGAUAUGUGUUUAUUGGAAAUGAUCUUGUGCUUAGAUGUAAGUUGUAACAAUGCUUAGAAGACUUCUUUUUAUAGUCUGUUUUUCUGUCUUUUUUUUUUCCCGAAGUUGCAACAUCAUGUAAGUUGUAACACCCAUGCUUAUUUAAUUCAUCACCAAGUAUAGUGUAGAAUAAUGCUUUAUAUUUUGAUUUCUUGUCAUAACUUGAUUUGAGAAUAUUUAAGUAGUCUAUAAUACUCAUUCUCAAA
Messenger RNA from Lathyrus oleraceus (garden pea), 847 nucleotides. Its product is annotated as signal recognition particle 19 kDa protein. Gene Ontology annotation, biological process: SRP-dependent cotranslational protein targeting to membrane, signal sequence recognition; SRP-dependent cotranslational protein targeting to membrane. Gene Ontology annotation, cellular component: signal recognition particle, endoplasmic reticulum targeting. The record is from RefSeq and is a predicted model, not a curated record. Gene Ontology annotation, molecular function: 7S RNA binding. NCBI's taxonomy places the organism in Eukaryota, Viridiplantae, Streptophyta, Magnoliopsida, Fabales, Fabaceae. The transcript is spliced from 3 exons. The coding region runs from base 76 to 492 and encodes 138 amino acids.